This is a messenger RNA of Eutrema salsugineum, 1274 nucleotides long. Its product is annotated as probable mannose-1-phosphate guanylyltransferase 3. Gene Ontology annotation, biological process: cell wall mannoprotein biosynthetic process; GDP-mannose biosynthetic process. The coding region runs from base 83 to 1144 and encodes 353 amino acids. Gene Ontology annotation, cellular component: cytoplasm. Lineage: Eukaryota; Viridiplantae; Streptophyta; Magnoliopsida; Brassicales; Brassicaceae. The record is from RefSeq and is a predicted model, not a curated record. The transcript has 4 exons. Gene Ontology annotation, molecular function: GTP binding; mannose-1-phosphate guanylyltransferase (GTP) activity.
CGAGUAAUCGUAAUAUUUGGUCGUCUCCUUCACCAUCAUUUUCGAUUUUCACAAGCUUCUCAAUUCUGCAUUCUCUUUCAUAAUGAAAGCUCUUAUUCUCGUUGGAGGAUUAGGAACUCGACUGAGACCGCUUACCUUAAGCACACCAAAACCGCUUGUUGAAUUUGCAAACAAGCCAAUGAUUUUGCAUCAGAUUGAAGCUCUAAAAGCAGCUGGAGUGACUGAAAUUGUAUUAGCUAUCAAUCACCAACAACCAGAGGUCAUGUUGAAUUUUGUGAAAGAAUAUGAGAAGAAGCUUGAGAUGAAGAUUACGUUUUCUCAAGAAACAGAACCACUCGGGACAGCAGGGCCUCUGGCGCUGGCUCGGGAUAAACUGGUCGAUGAAGAAUCAAGCGAGCCAUUCUUUGUACUAAACAGCGAUAUUAUCUGUGAAUAUCCAUUGCUUGAGAUGAUCGAGUUUCACAAGACUCACGGUGCUGAGGCUUCAAUCAUGGUGACCAAAGUCGAUGAUCCUUCCAAAUACGGCGUGGUGGUCACGGAAGAAGAAGAAGAAGCUUCAGCGAGAGUUGAAAGUUUUGUGGAGAAACCAAAACAUUUUGUAGGGGACAAGAUCAACGCAGGGAUAUACCUCUUGAAUCCAUCUGUUCUAGACAGGAUUGAGCUGAGAAAGACGUCGAUAGAGAAAGAGAUAUUCCCUAGAAUAGCAUCAGAGAAGAAGCUUUACGCUAUGGUACUUCCAGGGUUUUGGAUGGACAUUGGUCAGCCAAAAGAUUACAUAACCGGGCAGAGAAUGUAUUUAGAUUCUCUAAGAAAGAAAGCAUCUGAGGAACUGGUUACAGGGGAUCAUAUAGUUGGGAAUGUUUUGGUGGAUGAAACAGCGGUUAUAGGAGAAGGAUGCUUGAUCGGACCUGAUGUUGUGAUUGGUCCGGGAUGUGUUAUUGAAUCAGGUGUGAGACUGUUGAGUUGUACUGUGAUGCGUGGUGCUCUGAUCAAGAAAGAUGCUUUUGUGUCUGAUAGUAUCGUGGGAUGGGAUUCGACCGUUGGAAGAUCGGCUCGGGUGGUUAACAUUUCGGUUCUUGGGAAAGAUGGUAAUGUGCCUGAUCAUAUGCUUUGCUCGGAGAGUAAAGUAGAUGAUUCGGUUUAGAGAAAGUUACCAUUUUGUUGUUCUUUUUUUCAGUAUCGUUUAUUCAUAUCGUAUGAUUUGGAAUUGACCAAACGAAAAAGUCGAGUUUUUUCCUGGUGCUACUACUAGUUUAUAUAUGUAUAUGAGCUCU